Molecule: messenger RNA, 867 nt
Organism: Puccinia graminis f. sp. tritici CRL 75-36-700-3
Lineage: Eukaryota; Fungi; Basidiomycota; Pucciniomycetes; Pucciniales; Pucciniaceae
Exons: 4
Coding region: 1-867 (288 amino acids)
Source: RefSeq, a predicted model, not a curated record
AUGAGUUCAACUCGCCUUGCUUGGUUGCUUGGCACUAAUUGCGUUCUAGUUUUCAACUUGAAGCUCUGCAUCGGCACUCCCACUGUUGGUCCAGAUUUCCCAGCAAGCAGUGCUUUUGAGCAUAGAGCAGAAGUCAGGUGCCAUCAAUCUGAAUACCAAGAGCCCUCAAAUCUUCACCUUGAUAAUCAAAAGAACAUGAUAACGUCCGACGUAGGUAGAUGGGCUCCAACUGACCUCGAUCUGGAUGAAGAGGAUCAUGAAUGGUGGGAAAAAUUAGUAGACGAAUAUUCAGCUAUUGGGCAACAGCAUCUUCCAGCGGGUUUGACUUUAGGUCGCGGCUCUCACAUUGAAUCUCAAGUGCCACCAGACAUGGUGCCUUUGUAUCCUUCACAAUCCCAGUCAUUACCGGCUUCUGGCUUUCCAAAUGGUCAACAAGAUGGACAGGUCGAUACCACUCUAGUUUCGAAGAAGCGCCCACGAGAUGAUCGGUCGGAGGAGUGGGAAUUUCAUCGGCAAGCCCACAGAAUGAAAGAGACACAAAUGAUUGAUGAAAGAUCUGGAGAACAAUCACUGAUCCCACUUGGUCAUGGACCUCAACAGCAAGAAUCAAUCAGCUCCAUCAUCAACAAUAGACCGGGGGAAUUUAAAAUGAUGACGAUCUCUGAUAAAACAUGGAAUCCAGUUUUUUCUUGGGCUGGUAAACACCUGAAGAUGAACAAAGAAAAAUCGGCAACCGUUCAGGAUUUUAUGCAGCGAUUUGAGGAAGAACAACAGAAACUGAACAACAUGUUGCCCUUUCAACACAACUAUAAGAAAAUCCAGGAAUUAGAGGCCCAAGCUCAAAACGAUGUCGCGGUGAAAAAUUGA